Molecule: messenger RNA, 2073 nt
Organism: Xiphophorus maculatus (southern platyfish)
Lineage: Eukaryota; Metazoa; Chordata; Actinopteri; Cyprinodontiformes; Poeciliidae
Gene: nherf4b
Product: Na(+)/H(+) exchange regulatory cofactor NHE-RF3-like
Exons: 11
Coding region: 36-1532 (498 amino acids)
Biological process (GO): protein localization to plasma membrane
Cellular component (GO): apical plasma membrane
Molecular function (GO): protein-membrane adaptor activity; signaling receptor binding
Source: RefSeq, a predicted model, not a curated record
GAGGGUUUGCUGACCUGACAUGACAGAAGCACAGCAUGAGCUUAGGUGAAGUCGUCAUGCUGACAGAAAAAUUUACAUUUGAUCCAAAAGAGGGAAUUGAUAACCCUGCCAUGGUCAUCACAGACUGCAUAGACUCUGUGUGGAUUCCCAGGCCACGCAUGUGUGUUCUUAAAAGAGAAGAAGGGGAGACCUAUGACUUCAACUUGCGGGUGGAACGAGAUCGCCAUGGACACGUGAUUAGAAACGUGGUUCUAGGGGGCAUCGCAGCACGGGGUGGCCUUCGAGAUGGAGACAGACUUCUAGAGGUCAACAACUGCUACGUUGAUGAUGUUCCCCACGCUGAGGUUGCUAGGAAGAUUAAGCUUAGUGGACAGCAGUUAUGCAUGUUGGUGCUGGACGGCGAGGAGUAUGAGCAGGCUGUGACAAGAGGUCAGGACCUCAGAUUGUUGUCAAGGAUCCUCGACGAAGAACCCUGCAAGCCACCCAGACUCUACCACAUCACCAAGGAGCCUGGCUCAGGUCUAGGUAUCAGCUUUACUGCCUUAGAAGGAGAGAAAGGUCACUUCUCAGUGAAUCUGGUGAAAGGUGGCGCGGCUGAAAAGGCAGGAAUCCGCAAGGGAGAUCACCUGGUGUGGAUGAACGGAGUAAUGGUGUCCCACCUUACACACUCUGCCCUCAGUCGAAUGAUGAACAAAUGUGGAAAUAGCAUCACAAUCCUGGUGAUAGACAGUGAGAGUAAGAAAAUCUACAUGCAGAGGAAGAUGCCCAUUUUGCCCGCCAUGGCUGUACCCAACAAACUGCCCUUCAGUGCCAGAAAGCUCCGCCUAAUCUCUGGGCCGGAAGGAUAUGGAUUUCUUCUCCGGCUGGAGAAGACAUCAUCAGGAAACACUUAUCAUGUUCUGCGUGAGGUGGACAGUGGCAGUCCAGCAGAGAGGGCAGGUAUGCAGGAUGGAGAGAUCCUGCUGGAGGUCAAUGGAGAGUCAGUGGAUUCACUCAGACACGAUGAGAUUGUGGAAAGAGUGAGACUAAGUGGAAAGCAAGUCUUCAUCACCACAAUCAGCCAGUCUGGGUUGGGAUUUUACAACCAACUGGGCUUGUCUCCUCUUCUGUUCUGUGACAGUGAAACAGCUGAGAAAAAAAUGGAGGAAAUGAAUGUUGAGCUAUCUCCAAAGGGAAACAAUGGCUUGAGCGGUUCUAGACUCUGCACAGUCGAAAAAGAUCCACUUGGAUUCGGCUUUCGUCUGGACUCUCUCCCACAGAGACAUGAGACUUUCAUCAGUGAGGUGGGUUCUGGAGGUUCUGGACAGAGAGCAGGACUGGCUGUGGGAGAUGUUGUGUUGGAAGUUAAUGGCAAAAAUGUAGAAGAGAAAUAUCUGGCUGAUGUGAUUACUCUGGUGAAAAAUGGAGGGAGCUGUAUUUCUUUAUUAGUUAUGGACCAGACAAGCUAUGACAAACAGAAAGAGGAAGAGAGACCAGCGUCUAAUGUCACCGACAGCGAGGAGGAAGACGAUUUUGAGAUUUCAUUUUUGUGAGCGUGAACAAUUUUGAAGACUUUCCCCAGCACUAUACACCAGUUUGAAGACUUUAUAAAGAGAGCUGAAGAUGGCAAGAAACUUUUGCUAUUGUCACACCCCAGGGAUUCAAAGCAAAUCCAAACAAAACUGACAAGACAUGUUAAAAAUGAAUCAGUUUUAACAAUAUGUUAUUUGUGAUGGCAUGAGAAUGCCAUUGUGUUCAGUAUUAUAGGUUAGGAGAGUUUUGGUCUGAUAAAUUACCUCAAUUUAAUAUAGCACAAGAACUGCCUCGCAGCAACCAUCUGAGGAAACAAACACUUCACACGUUGGACAAUAAUUUAUUAAAAGCGAUUACAAAAGUAGUAAAUAAAUAUUUGAAAGAACUCUAGGAAAGUUAUAUACCAGUAUUUUCUGAGAUUGUAGCAAAUAAGGUGGUGGUGAGCACUAUAGUUUUUUUACUCUGUUAUUAAAUGCAUAUAUCUUCGGUUUAUCUUGUGUUAUGUAACUGAUGUUACAGAUACUGUUGUGUAAAAUUACAAUAAAUAAUUACAUUCCUUCA